CAAACUCUCCUCCCAGACAGAAUAGCACAGCCAGAUCCAAAACAAGAAGUGCGUCAGCUCUAUUGGAACUUACUGUCAAUAUGUCUGCCCCAGAUCAAGAUGUCACAGCUGACCCAGGAGCCCCAGACAGGGAGGGAGGACCAGCAGCCCCAGCAGCCCAGCCCCCAAACACCAGCAGCAACCUUCGUCUCCAACACACACAGGCUCAAGUGGAUGAGGUGGUGGAUAUCAUACGUGUAAAUUUGGACACUAUCAUGGACCGGGACAAGAAUCUGUCGAACCUGGACGACCGGGCUGAUGCAUUGCACAGUGGAGCUAAGAUGUUUGAGAGCAGUGCUGCCAAGCUGAAAAACAAGUACUGGUGGAAAAACUGUAAGAUGAUGAUCAUCAUGGGAGUUAUUGUGGUCCUCCUGAUUUGUGUUGCUAUUGUGUACUUCUACCACUGAGUGCAAGCAUGUGGAUUUCUACCAAAGGAGCAGAUUAUUAGAGCAGUUUUCACCGAAGCUCAUACCACCAUUCUUUUCUCCUAACUGAUGCCUUGAAUCCAAAUGUAGCAUGUGUGCCUCCACAUCUCUGUCAGAAUACCAACCUGUGUGGUUUGCAAGAGAGAGCUCUUACUGUUUAUUGCUUAUUCUUUUUCCUUUUAAGUGUUCUGAAACAGCCGAGGGUUCGAUUCCUGUCUCGGGGCAGUGUGUGAGGAGUUUGUAUGUUGUCCCGUGCUGGGUGGGUUUCCUCUCAGUACUGGAAUCAGGGGUAGCUUAGUGGUUAAGGCAUUGGACUACUGAUUGAAAAGUUCCAGGUUCAAAUCCCAGCACCACCAAGUUGCCACUAAGGGGCCCUUGAGCAAGGCCCCUAACCCUCAAAUGCUUAAAUGUAAAAAAUGAGACAAAAAAAUAUAAGUUGCUCUGGAUGAGGGUGCUCAAAUGUAAAAUUCCUCCCAAAGACAUAAAGAUUAUGAUAACUGAGGUUCCUGUAGUGUAAGUGAGCACUGUGAUGGAUUGGCACCCUGCCCCAUGCCCAAUGUCUCCUGGGAUA
Molecule: messenger RNA, 1035 nt
Organism: Clarias gariepinus (North African catfish)
Lineage: Eukaryota; Metazoa; Chordata; Actinopteri; Siluriformes; Clariidae
Gene: vamp1a
Product: vesicle associated membrane protein 1a
Exons: 6
Coding region: 81-446 (121 amino acids)
Biological process (GO): vesicle-mediated transport; SNARE complex assembly; vesicle fusion
Cellular component (GO): SNARE complex; plasma membrane
Molecular function (GO): syntaxin binding; SNAP receptor activity
Source: RefSeq, a predicted model, not a curated record